Molecule: messenger RNA, 1612 nt
Organism: Phyllotreta striolata
Lineage: Eukaryota; Metazoa; Arthropoda; Insecta; Coleoptera; Chrysomelidae
Source: the annotation of a GenBank genome assembly
CCGCGGAGCGACGUUGCGAUACGUUAUCCUGAAAAAGUCCUUGAAAAAUCAAAAAUUUUUCGGUUAUUGCCGGGGGCGAGUUCGGGCGACGCGAGCGGGUUUCUGUGAGUUCAUCGGCCAGUUUUUGGGGGAGUUCGCGGCCGGAUAACGAGAAAGAGAUGAAACCAUCCAUUUGCGGCAUCGUUGUAUUCUUUGUGUAUUUUAAAGGUUUGUGGUGUACGAUCGAGCACCUGGAGCUCUUAAUGCCGAGAUACGCGAUCAGAGGGGGAGACGUGAUACUGAGAUGCGAUCACAGCGUUCCUCCGGAGCAGCUUUAUAAGGUGGAAUGGCGCAAAGGGGAGAAUAAAAUCUUCCAAUACAUCAAAGGGCGAAAGCCGCCUUUUAGGCUGUUUCCCAUUCAAGGGGCCGUGCUAUCGAAAAUGAACAGCAGCGAGAAACAAAUCCAGCUAACCAAAUUGGAUUUUUCAGCCUCGGGAUCAUAUUCGUGCGUAGUCUCUAUGGAGACGCCGAUUUUCUCUAAGGACUCAGACAUCAAGGAUCUCACUAUUAUAGAACCUCAAACGUACAAUCCGGAGAUCACUUUCAACAAGGCGAUUUACGAAAUCGGGGAAGUCCUCGAGGCCAACUGCACGACAGCGCCCUCUCGCCCGCCGCCGCACAUCACUUGGCUGAUCAACAACGAAAAAGUGCCCGACAAGCUGACCAAAUCCUUCUCGAACGGAAUGAUCCACGGUCACGGUUACUUCGAGCAGAAAACUUUCGCCAUCAAACAGCUAUCGGUGGAAGUUUCGGAGCUCCACGUCGGCGAUGACGGGCAGCUGACGCUGACUUGUAUCUCGACCAUUCCCGGGUACAUCAGCAGCUUGGAUAAUUACGCGGACCUCAGAACGGCGACGUCUCGAAUCGAUAUUCAAUUGACGGAAGGUCCCGUAGGAGAAGCCAUAUCCAACGUGACCCCUAACGCGACAUCGUGGAGAACAUGCUUGAACUUCUCCCUGGUAUCCAUAUCGUUGCUGGCGACUUGUCUCAUGUGAAACGGCUGGACGACGGGGAGUUGUUUGUAAGAAUUUUCACGUCAAGGGCCGCUUUAUGGGGAGCCAGCCCGUCGAUAUUAAUUCGAAACGUUAGUAGCGACAAGUUGCGGUCGCAAUUAUGUAGGUAAUUAAAACGUGCGUAAUUCGUACUCUUGAAUCGCUGUGGCGUCAAAUGUGGUUUAAUUAUCGAGCGCUUUGACGUGUUUUAUUGUAAAAAUACGUUGAAUUAGUAAUUCGUGCGAUAACAAUUUUUCUAUUUUCUAUAAAAGAUGGAUAUUUUUUACUUAGACUAUGCUGCUGUGUUAUCAUCAAUUCGACUAAAUCUUGUUGUUCGGAAACGUUUUCUAUUUUUCACACUCGCUAAUUUUUUAUUGUUGAAUUUGAAGUUUCCGUCCAACGGGAUAUUAGCCACUGUUAUAUUUAAAUCUACUGGUAUUAGUUGAAUAUUUUGUUUCGUUCACCUCUGUAUAUUUCCAAUUAUAUUUUACGAAAUGCUCAACAAGAUAAACGAUUUUUUUUGUUACCAGCAGAUUUGAAUCAAAUGAAUGAAAUAAAAAAUGGAAAUAACUAUAUUUUGC